Messenger RNA from Austrofundulus limnaeus, 414 nucleotides. RefSeq names its product ras-related protein Rab-33B. Gene Ontology annotation, molecular function: GTP binding; GTPase activity. Gene Ontology annotation, biological process: Rab protein signal transduction. NCBI's taxonomy places the organism in Eukaryota, Metazoa, Chordata, Actinopteri, Cyprinodontiformes, Rivulidae. The record is from RefSeq and is a predicted model, not a curated record.
UUCACGUUGUUUGUCAACCGCCAAUAAAAACAGAAGAAGAAGAAGAUUCAGUGCUUCUGAACUGUAUUUAUUACCUUAUGUAGACUAACCAGCUGUCAGCGUUUUUAUCCUUUAAUUUUAACUGAGCUUUUUAUUUGAAUUUAGCUGUGGGAGCUACUGGUUUAGCUGUGGGAGCUACUGGUUUGCCUGUCCUGUCAGCAGCUCGACAUGGCGACGAGCAGCGGCUUGUCCGGCUCCAGUCUUCCGCCGCCGAGGACCCGCAUCUUUAAAAUCAUCGUCAUCGGGGACUCUGGCGUCGGGAAGACCUGCCUCACCUACCGCUUCUGUGCCGGCAAGUUCCCCGAGAAGACCGAGGCCACGAUCGGAGUGGACUUCAGGGAGAGGCUGGUCGAGAUAGACGGAGAGAAAAUCAAG